UAUAGCAUGUUGACAUGGUCACUAUGGUGCGGACUAUUAUUCGUCCUGUGGAUUUAUUUUCUGUGGAGUCGGCGCCGAUUUUACCUACUCACCCUUAAGAUUCCCGGACCUAUCGGAUACCCAUUUUUGGGAAUGGCGCACAAAUUGAUCCACAGGGAAGAUAUUCUGAAUGAAUUUGGAAUUUAUCUGGCAAAGCAUGGCCCAACAAUAAUGUCAUGGCUGGGCCCUAUUCCCUUUGUGAUCGCUAGUGACCCGCAAGUGGUGCAGGACAUCCUGACCUCGCCUCACUGCGUCAACAAAGGCAUAAUUUACAGGGCCGUAGACGAUGGAAUGGGCGUAGGACUAUUUAGCAUAAAGGAUCCCCGCUGGAGUGUUCAUCGCAAGCUACUGAAUCCGGCAUUCAGCCACAAGGUAUUGCUCAGUUUUCUUCCCAUUUUCAACAAAGAGACGGCGCAGCUACUCAGCCAGUUUGAUGAUUUGCCGAGCAAGGGGGAGUACAAUUUGAUUCCGCUUCUGCAAAACUUUACGAUGGGCAUAACAACUCAAACCACAAUGGGAUUGGAUGUGAAAAGUGAGGCGAACUUCAACUCCAUCGUGGAGAGCUAUCACUGUUGUCUGGAAACCAUCACAGAUAUGUGCAUCUCGCCAUGGCUCCACUUCAAGUGGGUCCGCCAGCUAACGGGCAGGGAGAAAAACUACCAUCGGUCCAAGACGGAGAUCCGGGCGUUCUUAAAGAAGCUUAUUCAAAAAAGAUUAGCUGAGGACACGGAGGAUUCCAUUAAGUCGAAGGAUAAGAACAUUUUUCUCCACGUAACAACGGACCUUCUUAAGCGUGGUGUAUUCGAUUUGACAAAUGUAGAGGAUGAGUCCAACCAAGUUGUGUUUGGUGCUUUUGAGACAACCGCUAAAACCGUGUACUACGUUCUCAUGUUGCUGGCCAUGUUCCCCCAAUACCAGGAGAAAGUGUUUGAAGAAAUCAAAAGUCUCUUCCCCGAUAGCGGGGAUUUCGAGGUCACAUAUGAAGACACUCAGCAAAUGGUGUACCUGGAUCUAGUUAUAAAUGAGUCAAUGCGAGUAAUUCCGCCAAUUCCACUUGUAUCGCGGCAAACGUCAGGCGAUCUGACUCUGUCGAGUGGGACUGUGAUUCCCAAAGGAGUGCAGAUCAUGAUUGAUAUCUUCCAUAUGCACCGCAGUAAGAAGAUCUGGGGACCGGAAGCGGAAACCUUUAAUCCAGACAAUUUCCUUGCGCACAAUACUGGGGGCGAGAAGCACCCAUAUGCCUUUAUACCUUUCACAAAGGGUAUUCGGAAUUGUAUAGGCUGGAGAUAUGCUUCGAUCUCAGUGAAAGUCAUAUUGGCGAAACUGUUGAGGAACUUCAGCUAUAAGACCAGCUUUAAGUUUGAAGAUCUUGUUUUUAUUGAAGAUGUAACCAUAAAACUCAAAACGGUGCCAAAGCUGCAAAUUCAAAAGAGAACUUGA
Messenger RNA from Drosophila persimilis, 1479 nucleotides. Its product is annotated as probable cytochrome P450 313a4. Gene Ontology annotation, molecular function: oxidoreductase activity, acting on paired donors, with incorporation or reduction of molecular oxygen; monooxygenase activity; heme binding. Lineage: Eukaryota; Metazoa; Arthropoda; Insecta; Diptera; Drosophilidae. The transcript is spliced from 7 exons. The record is from RefSeq and is a predicted model, not a curated record. The coding region runs from base 7 to 1479 and encodes 490 amino acids.